Molecule: messenger RNA, 1152 nt
Organism: Neltuma alba
Lineage: Eukaryota; Viridiplantae; Streptophyta; Magnoliopsida; Fabales; Fabaceae
Product: zinc finger A20 and AN1 domain-containing stress-associated protein 8-like
Exons: 2
Coding region: 132-653 (173 amino acids)
Molecular function (GO): zinc ion binding; DNA binding
Source: RefSeq, a predicted model, not a curated record
UUUUCUCUUUUUAUCGCUCCGUUGCCUCUGCCUCUGCCUCUGCUGCUGCGUUUGGCGUGGUUCUGGUGUCUGGUGUUCGAUUUCCAUAACUAUUUUCAUUCCCCUUUAUAGGUGGUAAAAAAAAAAAAUUAAUGGAGUCUCACGAUCAGACAGGAUGCCAGGCACCAGAUCGCACCAUUCUUUGUAUUAACAAUUGUGGCUUCUUUGGCAGAGCUGCUACCAUGAAUAUGUGCUCCAAAUGUUACAAGGAUAUGCUGCUGAAGCAGGAUCAGGCCAAACUAGCUGCAUCAUCAGUUGAAAACAUUGUGAAUGGCAGCUCUAGCAGCGGCAGUGGGAAAGAGGCUGCAACUGCAUGUUCUACUGAUGUACAAAUCGGAACUAUGGAGGUCAAGACAAUACAUGCAGAAAUUUGUCAGGAUUCAUCCUCUAGUGAGAGUUUAGAGAUGAAAGUCAAGGCUGGUCCCAGCAGAUGUACAACUUGCCGGAAGCGUGUUGGAUUAACUGGUUUUAGCUGCAAAUGUGGGAACAUUUUCUGUCCAACACAUCGCUAUUCUGACAAACACAAUUGCCCUUUUGAUUAUCGGACCGUUGGUCAGGAUGCUAUAGCCAAAGCCAACCCUGUAGUUAAGGCAGAAAAGCUUGACAAAAUCUAGGCAUGCACUAAACUGAAGUCAAAUGGAUAUAGCUUGAUGCUUCCCUUUUUAUCAACAUGUCUUCAUAUAUGUUGGCUUCUUGACUUUUUCAGGCGUCCUCUAGUGAUUUUAAUGAUCAAUGUCACGGCAACAAGGACCUCACUGGGGAAUAUCCGUGUUAUGGGUUGAUUGGCAAAGAUUCACUUGCUAGCUAGCUGUUGCUUGAAUGUUUGUGCUAGUUGAAGGACACCGAUGGGUCAUUCUGUAAAUGGAUUUCCUUGUUUGGCUUGCAUUAUUUUGGUGCAUGAAUGCUAUUUAUUACUUAUCUAUGUGUGUGUUUUGAAGUUUGAGGCUGUUUAAAUAAUACUUAUUUACCCUAUUAUGCGCUCUUAUGUGUUCUUCCAAAGUUGGAGGCUGUGGGUUGGACUCUGUCGUAGCAAGGUAUAUUUGUCUUUAGUCCACCUCAUAUGAGCCUUAGGUAUUUUUUAAAGAAAUAUAUUUAAUAAUGUGUCUUAGUUUA